UAUUUUGACUUUACAAAUUAGGAACUUGGGAACACAAAAUAUUGAUUAAAAUGGUAUUAUUUAAAAAUAACUAACUUCUGAAUCAUUGUCUCUGCUGAUUGGCUAGAGAUCUGUUUAAUCCUUCCUUGGAAAAUAAAAAAACAUAAGAAAUGGCUAGUUCAAAGUCCAAAUUCUUAUUUUAUGUAUGUAAAGUGUUCAGGUUGCAACAAGAUUUCCACAGUUCUCAGCCAUGCUCAGCGGUUCUUUGUGUAGGUGACACUGUUGUACCAGCCUAUAAGAGGAAAGGCCAAACUCACAGAAGGUUGUUCAUUUAGAAGAAGAAACUGUUAAUGACGUACAACUUCCUGAAUUUGUGUUUUCUCACAAAAGCCUUAUAAGUUCAGUAUUUCUAGUUACCCUACCAAGAUAAUGUGAUUAUGUUUGAUCUCCA
This is a messenger RNA of Ictidomys tridecemlineatus (thirteen-lined ground squirrel), 430 nucleotides long. Lineage: Eukaryota; Metazoa; Chordata; Mammalia; Rodentia; Sciuridae. The record is from RefSeq and is a predicted model, not a curated record.